UCGUGCGUGGCCGCGGCGGCCGCGGCGCAGGGGGCGGGCCCGCGGCGCGGCGCCGGAGGAGGAAGUGGCUUGGUUGUUGCUUUCAGAGCGCUCGCCGCUGGCUCUCCGGGAGCGGAGAGGGGCCGCCGUCUCCGCGACUGUGUCGCGCUUCCCCACUGCUCCCCUCCAUGUGCUCCGGGGCCGCUGCUCCCCUUCCUCAGGCCGCCGCUUAUCCCGGGGUCUAUGGAAGUAAUGGAAGGACCUCUCAACCUGGCUCAUCAACAGAGCAGACGGGCAGACCGUUUAUUAGCUGCAGGCAAAUACGAAGAGGCUAUUUCUUGUCACAAAAAGGCUGCAGCAUAUCUUUCCGAAGCCAUGAAGCUGACACAAUCUGAGCAGGCUCAUUUAUCACUGGAAUUGCAAAGGGAUAGCCACAUGAAACAGCUCCUCCUCAUCCAGGAGAGGUGGAAAAGGGCAAAGCGUGAGGAAAGAUUGAAAGCUCAGCAGAACACAGACAAGGAUGUAGCUACCCAUCUUCAGGCAUCUCACAAACCCUCUGCUGAGGACACAGAGGGCCAGAGCCCCCUUCUUUCUCAGAAGUACAGCCCUUCCAGAGAGAAACACCUGCCUGAAAUUCAGGGGAUCUUUGACAGGGAUCCAGACACGCUACUGUUUUUACUUCAGCAGAAGAGUGAGCCAACAGAGCCAUGUAUUGGAAGCAAAGCCCCAAAAGAUGAUAAAACAAUUAUAGAGGAGCAGGCAACCAAAAUUGCAGAUUUGAAGAGGCACGUGGAGUUCCUUGUGGCUGAGAAUGAAAGAUUAAGGAAAGAAAAUAAACAACUAAAGGCUGAAAAGGCCAGACUACUAAAAGGUCCCACAGAAAAGGAGCUGGAUGUAGAUGCUGAUUUUGUAGAAAAGUCAGAGUUAUGGAGCUUGCCACCACAUUCAGAAACUGCUACAGCCUCUUCAACCUGGCAGAAGUUUGCAGCAAAUACCGGGAAAGCCAAGGACAUUCCAAUACCAAAUCUUCCUCCCUUGGAUUUUCCAUCUCCAGAACUUCCCCUUAUGGAUCUCUCUGAGGAUAUUCUGAAAGGACUUAUGAAUAAUUAAAAUGGAAGGUCACAGAAGAGGAAAUAAUACAGUAAUACAGUUAAGCAAAAAAAGGGAAAACCAUAUACGAGGGUAAUCCCGGAAAUGCUUCAUCAUCUGGCAUACUGUGGGAGAAGAGGCAUUGCCAGGACUUGGGAAACAGUCACUGUGAAAUAUGUCGCAUAUCUGAUUCACUGACUCGAGCUAAUGAUUCCGACUUGGCAAGACACUAAACUCUUGGAGGUUCAGUUUCUCCUGAUACAAAACCAAAUGGCUACUUGGAAUAAUUUUUCAAACAACAAUUAUUUUUCUUAUCUUCAGGGUUAAAAUAUACAAAAGUAUGUUAUGUGUAAUUAAUCUAUAAUGCCAUAAAUGAUAAUGUAAAACCUAAAUAAUAUGGUGGCCUGAUGGACUGCCUUAUAUUUGAAACAUGCUUUUUAUCAUGCGUUGACUGUAUGCAUUUCGUUAUGCACAUUUUGUUUGUUUAAAUAAGGUGUGUAAAAUACACACCUUUCUAGAUGAAACUAUAUGUGCCACACUUUGCACUACUCAUAACAUAAUGAUAACCUCAAGACUAUCAGGAGAAAUAUUUAAAUUUCCAUUUUACGAAAUGAACCAAAUUAUUAGUUAUGCUUUUUAAAACAAAUUACCAGUUUACAUAAUUAAUCAGGGUGCAUUUUAAGUUCUAACUUUGUUUUUUGUAUAAUGCAUCAUUUGAAAAUACCAAGGAAAUGUCCUUUGUUUUUAAUGAUGCAUGAGCGGAAGUAAUGCUAGUUGGCAGUAUUUGAUUGUAAGAAAUCAAUAAAGUAAUUGUGUUUUAUA
This is a messenger RNA of Propithecus coquereli (Coquerel's sifaka), 1890 nucleotides long. It is a transcript of the gene NRBF2, whose product is annotated as nuclear receptor binding factor 2. Gene Ontology annotation, biological process: autophagy. Bases 223 to 1089 code for a protein of 288 amino acids. The transcript is spliced from 4 exons. The record is from RefSeq and is a predicted model, not a curated record. Lineage: Eukaryota; Metazoa; Chordata; Mammalia; Primates; Indriidae.